GUUUGCCGCUUCAGUCGCCGAAUUUCUGAGAAUCGCCAUGGCUCCUGUGGAGGAAGCCGCAAACCUGCUACAAGCGGGCGCCAAAGCGCACAAGAACGGUGACCUAAAAGCCGCCGAGGAGCUCUACGAGCAAGCCCUCGCCGAGAAGGACAAGUCGGAAACGGGCGCGGAGGUGGCAGAGCUGCUGCACUUGCUGGGCGCUCUCCGGAUCCAAAAGCUUGGCGUGGACGACGAUGACGAGGGUCCCCAGAAGCCUCCGACCGCGGAGCUGGAGGCCGGGGUGGCGCUCUUGCGGCGCGCCGCGGCCGCGCUGCCGAGCAGCGCCGAGGACUCUGCCAGGGCGAGGCUGCUGUGCUCCCUGGGUACCGCGCUGCUGAGGCCCGGGGCACCGGAGGCCAUGCUGCGGGAGGGUCUGCAGCUGCUGCGGGUGGCCCUGCGCUUGGACGCCACGCGCUGGGCCGCCUGGUACAACGUGGCGCGCGCCCUCGCGCUCCUCGCCGCGGAGAGGGAGAAGGCAUGCGGCGAAGAUACCUCGGAGAUUCAGGCGCUGAACGAGGAAAAGGUCAGCGCUUUGCGGUCGGCGCGGCGGCUAAAGCCGCGGCACAGCGGGUGCUUGUACCGCCUCGGAAUGAGCCUCAGGGAAGCUGGGCAGCAGGAGGAAGCGGGAGAGGCGUUGGACGAGUUCCUUCAAGUCGCGCGCAACGACCACAGUCGCUGCGGUAAACGUCGCAGCGCGGGGGCGCAGCACUGGCUGGCGGUGCUGCGGAAAGAGACCACCGCGACCGCUCCCGCGGAGUACGUUGCGGGGCUCUUCGAUUGCUACGCCGAGCGCUUCGACGAGCACUUGGUGGGGGCGUUGGAGUAUCGCACCCCUGAACUCUUGGAGGAGGAGUUAAAACAGGCCAAGAGUUCGUUGCAGUUGGACUUCGGCUUUUGCGUCGACCUGGGCUGCGGCACGGGGCUGAUGGGCCCCCGCUUGCGCAAGCUGGGGGUGGAGAAGUUGGAAGGGGUGGAUCUGUCCAGGAACAUGCUGCAGGUGGCCGAGGAGAAGCAGCGAGGCUAUGACCGCUUGGUCUGCGGCGACUUGUUGGAGCUUCUGUCGCAAGAGUUGGACCUGGUGGUUGCUGCGGAUGUCUUCGUUUACCUCGGCGACCUCCAGCCGGUGCUCGCGGCCUGCGGCCGCUGCCUGCGGCCCCGGGGCCUCGCCGCCUUCUCCACGGAGGCGCCGCCGCGGCGCGGCUCCGCCAACGAGGAGGAGGGUCCUGUGCCGGAGAACGGUUUCAAGCUGGCGGAGACCGGGCGCUACCUCCACAGGGCCUCCUACGUGACCCAAACCGCGGAGGGCUGCGGUCUGAAGCUCUGGAAGCGCUGCAACGUGGUUCUCCGGAAGAACGGGGGGAAGCCGGUGCACGGGCACCUCCACCUUUUCCUGAAGCCCGGGCCCUGAACCCAUAAACAUGGGGCAGCCUGGGCCAUCUCACUCGAGUUUCUGGACCUCAGGCACUUGGGAAGACGAUC
Messenger RNA from Effrenium voratum, 1518 nucleotides. NCBI's taxonomy places the organism in Eukaryota, Dinophyceae, Suessiales, Symbiodiniaceae. The record is from the annotation of a GenBank genome assembly.